Folsomia candida is the source of this 1098-nucleotide messenger RNA. RefSeq lists its product as uncharacterized. Bases 1 to 1098 code for a protein of 365 amino acids. The record is from RefSeq and is a predicted model, not a curated record. NCBI's taxonomy places the organism in Eukaryota, Metazoa, Arthropoda, Collembola, Entomobryomorpha, Isotomidae. The transcript is spliced from 3 exons.
AUGGCUUAUAAGUUAACAGAGGAAGAGAUUUGUCUCUUCAAACGAUUAGUCAAGAUUAUCAGUGGAAUGGACCGGGUCACAAUUUCUAACCUUUACUUGAACAAAGAAGCGGCGGACGCAAUAUCCGAGUUCAUUGUGGAGAAUGACAUGCCCUUAUGGAGAUUUGACAUAUUUACUUCGAGUGAAGACCCUUUCAUAUCCUUCUGGAAGCGGUACGUUGAUGACACCUUUUCCCACAUCAAAGAAAAUAAGAAGGAAGUCAUCCUGGCGAAAUUAAAUAGUUUUCAUCCGAAAAUCCAAUUCACAAUUGAGGAGGAAACAAAUAAUCAACUACCAUUCCUAGAUGUCCAAAUCUACCGAAAAGAUGACAACACCUUUGGACACAGAGUCUAUAGAAAUAAGACCAGUACAGAUAAGUACCUCAAUUUCUCUUCAUAUCAUCACAUGUCACAUAAAAUUUCAGUCAUAGAUGCCCUUUCCUACCGAGCAAUCAGAAUAUCUGACAAAGACUCUUUACCAUCUGAAUUGUCUCAUGUCACAAAUGUUUUAAUUUCUAAAAGGAUAUCAACUAUGAGACACAAACUAAGCCUACCCAGACAACCGCCCUCUAGUGAUGAACCGACCCCAAGAUUUGUGUUACCAUUUCUCGGACCCGCAACUGGAAGAUUAACAAGUUUCCUCAGAAGGAGAACAAAUUUCGAUUUUGGCUACAAAACCGGAACGAAACUUCACAAAUUCUUCACCUCUCACAAGGAUAAAAACCCUCCGAUAACCUGUGGCAUAUACAAAAUCCCUUGUCACGAUUGUGAAGCUACAUAUGUUGGUCAAACCGGAAGAAAUCUAAAAACAAGAGUCAAUGAACAUAAACGAGACCUCAGAAAAAUGUCAGAAUCUUCGGCUGUAGCACAACAUAUUUCUCAAUAUUCAUCCCAUCAAAUUGAUUUUGAUUCGGCAGUACUCAUUGAAACAGAACAAAAAUACUUCUCAAGAAUAUUCAAAGAGGGUCUCUACAUCAAUGCCGAGAAAACAGCAAUGAAUCAAAAAGAUGGAAUGAAAAUCAACCCGAUUUGGACAUCCGCAUUAUUACAUUUACUGUAA